CGUUUUGUAACUUGACUAUGGAAUGUGCUCAAGUGUGUAUAUAAAGUGGGUUGUUAGCUUUAACAGCAAAUAUUAGGCAGGUUUACUAGCUUAAGUUUCAGUACAUGUGUAUAAUACUGAAAACUGUGCCUGUCAAUUCACAACACAUUCUGGUUUUGAAAUCACAAAUUGUAUUUCAUUAAAGGAAUCUAAAUAAUAGCGAAAACACUACUAUUUAAUAGAAGACAGUUCUCAACGCAUUUUGAACAUGGCAACUUUUGUAGAUUCAGUUCAUAAAUCUUCAGAUUCAGUGAAGGACUAUUUGUGUAGCCCUUGCGAAAGUAAAAAUAUAGAAGCAAGUGCUGAAAUGUUUUGUGAAACAUGUUUGAAGUGUUUUGUGAAGAAUGCCUUCAUCAUCAUGAUCAUAUAUUUGUAAACCAUUUGAAAUGUGGAAGAGGAGAAACAAACAAAUGGCCUUUAACAAAGGCAAUCGAGGAUUUGCUACUGAAAUGCGAUGUUCACAACAACAAGAAACUGAAAAUGUUCUGCCAGGACCACAGUCAGCUGUGCUGCUCUGAUUGUGUUUUACUGACUCACAGACAAUGUACCCAUUUGGCUCCUAUUUCUGAAUCAGUCAAAAAGCUGUCAGUGGAUAUAAAGCAGUUGUCAAACAAAAUUCAAACAAUUCUUGCUGAAAUAAAUCACUUAAAGAGAACACAGAGGACAGCAUACAGUCAGUGGAGGGAUCAUAUAAUGAAAAACUGCAAGAAAUCAGAGACGUGCGUAAGAAAUUAAAUGCUGCUUUGGAUGAACUAGAAAAAACUACUUUGAAAGAAUUGGAUGAAAUAAGGACCACAUUGCAAAUCUCUCUUAAGAAAGAUGUUGACAACUGCAGCAGACUGAAGAAUGAACUCCAACAACUCAGUGAAGCUGUACAGGGCCUUUGUGAUAAGAGCAAGAAAGAAAUGGAGUUCAUAGCCAGCAGGAAAUGCUUGGACAAAAUACACGAGUCUAAGACAUACCUAAGGGAAAACCCUGUGAAGGUUCAGAGUUCACUGAUAUUCCAGGCAAACACUGACAUUGAGCUGUACCUGUCUCAGAAGUCUAGUCUAGGGAGGAUUGUAGACAGUAUGCAGUAUCUCACACUCAAAAUGAUUUCCAAUAAGGUGAUGACUGUGAAGAGGAAGUCUGAGUAUAAUGUGAAAAUACCAAGUGACAAAGAUCAGAUUUGCUCUAUCACAGGCAUUUGCAGCCUGCCUAGUGGUCAUGUCAUUAUUGCAGAUUACAAAAAUAAGCAAGUGAAACUGUUGGACAAAAGUUACAAUGUGUCCAGUCACUGGGAUGUCAGCACUGAUGUGUCUAGUUUUCCAUGUGACUUUUGCCAGAUCACAUCCAGUGAGGUGGCUGUAACUCUUGAUACUGCAGGUGUGCAGUUUAUCUCUAUUAGAAAUGGGCAGCUGGUGAAUGGCAGGAAGUUACAGUUACCACAUAAUGCUGUUGGUAUUGCCCACCAACAGGGAGCAUUGUAUAUCACCUCUCGCACUGCUCUCUACCACUACACACUGACUGGGACACAUGUGAAAAAGCUUUAUGAGGAUACAAGAGGAAGUUGCACAGUGUUCAAAUGUGCACUAAGUCCUGAUGGUGAACAGAUCUUUGUCACUAACUACACAUACAACAAGCUCUUCACACUGGCCAAAAAUGGAGCCCUACUUUCGACCUUCACUAACUCUGAUCUACAGCAGCCAUAUGGUCUACAUGUAACACCUACUGGACAGGUCCUUGUUUGCGGGUUCACCUCCAAUACUGUGAUACAGGUGAAUCAUAAGGGAAAAAAGAAGCUGGCAACUCUUGCUUCAAAAGAUGGAGUGAGCAAACCAGUGUCUGUCUGCUACAAUACCAACACUGACCAGGUCAUUGUGGGAUUAGAUGAUAACAAUAAAAUGAUUGUUAUGGACUUGCAAUAGGUCUUCAAGUGGAGAAAAACAUUGAUAUAAACACUGUUAAAAAGUAAUAUUUCCAUUUUUCUGUGACUGUUAAUUAAGUCAAGGCAUUUUAUAUCUAGGUAUGAAGAAGAGCAUAUUUAUAGAGUUUAUAAAUAUUUUAUAAUUAGCAAUUGAAUAGAUCUUAAAAAAAAGAAGAUAUUUUAAUGCACCCAAGAUAGCACCAGUUGAAACAAGCACAUAUGACAUCUAUCUAUGUUGAUGCUGAUAAGCAAUUUUGUCUGGCUUCAUGUCAGGUGUUGUUUGUCACAAAACAAUUGCUAUAAUUACUGUAACAUAUUAUGUGUUUUAUGAUAAUAAAUUAUUGAGAUGUAUUAAUAUUUGAGUAUAUGUGCCAUUUUCGUAUGUGCGCCUUUCAUAGCCUAUUGAAGCCCUUCUACUCCAAAGCUAAUGUUUUAGAAGAACAUAUUCGGGAAUUCAAAAAAUUGUUACAAUUAAUUGGACACAUUUCUUGAAAAUUAAAUUGCAUCAUGUGUAUAUUUUUAAUGUACUAAUGAAUCAAAGUAUGGAGGUUUAUGUAAUCACUUUAGUAAUACUUU
This is a messenger RNA of Dreissena polymorpha, 2521 nucleotides long. RefSeq lists its product as uncharacterized. Gene Ontology annotation, molecular function: protein binding. The transcript is spliced from 3 exons. Bases 945 to 1946 code for a protein of 333 amino acids. The record is from RefSeq and is a predicted model, not a curated record. NCBI's taxonomy places the organism in Eukaryota, Metazoa, Mollusca, Bivalvia, Myida, Dreissenidae.